AUGAGCUACUUAAGCGUUCAUCAGCUCCAUUUCAUCUUCGGUCUCUUGGGUAAUUUAAUAUCGUUUAUGGUGUUUCUAGCUCCGAUGCCAACGUUUUGGACGAUUUACAAGAAGAAAACGGCGGAAGGGUUCCAAUCUAUACCUUAUUUGGUGGCAUUGAUGAGUGCAAUGUUGCUUCUUUAUUAUGGUGCCCUUAAGACCAAUGCCAUUUUGCUAAUUAGCAUCAACUCUUUUGGAUGUUUCAUUGAGCUUGUCUAUAUAGCUCUCUACCUCUUUUAUGCUCCUAAGAGAGAAAAGAUAUUGACGAUGAAGUUGUUCGUGGUUUUCGACUUAGGGUUUUGUGGAGUAAUAUUGGGUGGAACAAUGUUAUUUCUUCAUGGGAUGAAGAGAACAAAUGCUGUUGGAUUGAUUUGUGCAGCUUUCAAUCUUUCAGUUUUUGCUUCUCCUUUGAGCAUAAUGAAGAGGGUGAUAACAACCAAAAGUGUGGAGUUUAUGUCAUUUCCUUUGUCGUUUUUUCUUACACUUUCAGCCGUCAUGUGGUUCUUCUAUGGCUUCUUUAUGAAGGAUCUCUUCAUUGCGCUGCCAAACAUUGUGGGGUUUCUUCUAGGAAUGAUCCAAAUGAUAAUCUACAUGAUAUAUAGGGACAAAAAGGUAAAUAGCUUUGGAGGAAAAGAAGGGAAUCUCGAGGAAGGUGACAAAAAAUACGAAGGAAAUUACCAAAAUGCCCCAACAAUCGAGAAUCAGGAGAUUAAUAUGGUAAAAACCAACAGUAAUAUAUAAAUGUCGGGGUCAUCAGAUGCCGAAUUCGGAUUCUAUAUUCUGCUCGUUGCAAA
This is a messenger RNA of Cucurbita pepo subsp. pepo (vegetable marrow), 833 nucleotides long. Its product is annotated as bidirectional sugar transporter NEC1-like. Gene Ontology annotation, biological process: carbohydrate transport. The record is from RefSeq and is a predicted model, not a curated record. Gene Ontology annotation, molecular function: sugar transmembrane transporter activity. Lineage: Eukaryota; Viridiplantae; Streptophyta; Magnoliopsida; Cucurbitales; Cucurbitaceae. Gene Ontology annotation, cellular component: membrane.